AUGACCAAGAAGACCCUGGGUCGUGCUUCAGGGUCGCUUAAUGCCCCCAUCGCUGCUUUCACCAUGGCCAUCCUCCUAACCACGUACUGCGUCAGUUCAAUCAACACCGCCCGUCGUGAAGCGCAGACGUCAUCGGGUACCACUGCAGCCUCCUCCCGUCCGAAGCCUCCAGCAGACAGGAACGAUCAAACAUCCUGGGUCCAGCAGGCCCUUGAAGAAAGCCGUGAAACUGAGCGAAGGAAAGGGGCUUAA
Aspergillus tanneri is the source of this 252-nucleotide messenger RNA. RefSeq lists its product as uncharacterized. The coding region runs from base 1 to 252 and encodes 83 amino acids. The record is from RefSeq and is a predicted model, not a curated record. The transcript has 2 exons. NCBI's taxonomy places the organism in Eukaryota, Fungi, Ascomycota, Eurotiomycetes, Eurotiales, Aspergillaceae.